AUGUCGAUCGAGAAGUUGGACUCUGAUAGCCAGGAGAAUCGGGGCCCCCAGGCUCAGGAACUACCUGCCACCGAACAACAGCCCGUCUCUCACAGUCAUGAUUCUGUCCCAAAGCUGUCUUUCAAGCCUGCAGACAUCAAAGAUAUCCCUACCUUUGCUCUUGGCGAUACCCUCGAUGUGACCCCAGUGUUCAAUUAUCUCAAACACUAUGGCCACAUCACCACUGCAACCCCAGCCCCCAGCCUCGAUAAGCCCGUCGAUGAGAACACCGUCUCGGGACUUCGCUCCUUCCAGGAGUUCCUGGGCCUUGAGGUUGAUGGCGUGUUCGGCCAGCAGACUCGAACCGCCAUGACGGCCUCCCGUUGCGGUCUCCCAGACCAUGACUCCGUUGCCGUCGAUGCUCCUUCUUUCUCUGCCGUUGGCCCCUGGGGUGAUCGCGACAUCCGAUACACCUUCGGCCCCAUGUCCCGCCACGCCACUGCUGAUUCCUGCAAGGCUGCUAUCCGGCGCGCGCUCGCCACCUGGGCUAACGCAGGUGUCGGCCUCACCUUCACCGAGGUUGCUGCUAACCAGAACCCGGAGGUCUAUGUCGACUUCCGCAACGCCAACGACCCGGACUACAAUAUGGUCGGAGGCGUCCUUGCCCACGCCGACUACCCACCCGGAUACUCCGUCGUGGUGAGGAACCUCCCUCUGCCUGUGCACUACGAUGACCAGGAGCACGUGUGGGUGAACGGCGCGGUUGCCAAUGGCUACGACAUCGAGACCGUCGCCCUCCACGAGUUUGGCCACAUCCUCGGCCUCGCGCAUUCCAACGUCGCGGGCGCGGUCAUGUUCCCCAGCGUCAGCUCCAACUUCACCCUCCGCAACCUUUCCCAGGAUGACCGUCUGGGCAUCCGAAACCUCUACCCCAACUGGCGCAGCAUCGGAGGUAUAUUCACCGGCACCCCGGCCGUCGUAUCCUGGGCCCCAGGCCGAACAGACGUCUUCGUCCGCGGCACCGACAACGCCGUCUACCACAAGUGGCAGAACGGCGGCGGGACCGGCUUCCUCCCGGCCGGCAACUUCGAGAACCUCGGCGGCACAAUCUUCAGCAACAUCUCCGCCGUCUCCUGGGGUCCCAACCGCAUCGACCUCUUCGCCCUCGGCACUAACAACGCCUGCUGGCACCGCUGGUGGGACGGCGCCGCCUGGCGCGGGUGGGAGAGCCUGGGCGGGCUCUUCGUGGGCGACAUCUCCGCCGUGUCGUGGGGACCCAACCGCAUCGACCUCUUCGGCCGCGGGAUGGAUAACGCGGUAUACCACAAGGCGUGGGACGGCUCCGCCUGGCGCGGGUGGACGUUCCUCGGUGGUAAGGUCGUCGGCUCGCCCGCGGCCGUGUGCUGGGGGCCCAACCGCAUCGACUGCUUCGUCCGCGGGCUGGGAAACGGCGUGCACCAGAAGACGUGGAAUGGCAGCGCGUGGCUCCCCUCCGUGACGGGCUGGACGGCCCUGGGUGGGACGGUCAUGGACGACGUCACUGUCGUGUCCCGCCGGGUGAACCACCUCGACUUGAUUGUCCGCGGGACGGGCAACGGUGUGCACCAGAAGACGUGGAACGGGAGCGCCUGGCUGCCCUCGGCCACGGGCUGGACGGCUCUGGGCGGCACAGUCGUGUCCCGCCCCGCGGCUGUGGCCUGGGGCGCGGAUCGGCUGACGCUGGCUGCGCAGAACGAGAACAACGCGGUGGCCGUGAAGGAGUGGAAUGGUUCGGCUUGGAAGGACUGGACCUCGAUUGGGGGCGUGGUCACGGAGUCGCCUGUCCUCGAUCCGCGGGGCGGCGAGCGGACCGCGGUCUAUGUCCGCGGCACCAACGCUGCGCUGUUCUCGUAUGACUAA
Clonostachys byssicola is the source of this 1878-nucleotide messenger RNA. Lineage: Eukaryota; Fungi; Ascomycota; Sordariomycetes; Hypocreales; Bionectriaceae. The record is from the annotation of a GenBank genome assembly.